This is a messenger RNA of Nelumbo nucifera (sacred lotus), 1548 nucleotides long. RefSeq names its product WAT1-related protein At5g64700-like. Gene Ontology annotation, cellular component: membrane. Gene Ontology annotation, molecular function: transmembrane transporter activity. The record is from RefSeq and is a predicted model, not a curated record. Lineage: Eukaryota; Viridiplantae; Streptophyta; Magnoliopsida; Proteales; Nelumbonaceae.
AUAGCUGUCGACAUCUAUACUAGAAGUUCACGAUUCUUUUCUCAAUGACCACAUUAACUCACCCUCACCUUCUUAACUUCUUUGCUUAAAAUUCUGCCAUUUUUAUGCUUAAAACUUUGCCCAUCUCUCUCUCUCUCUCUCUCUCUCAUUUCUGCUAUUUAAGUCCUUUGGUUUCGGUGGAGAGAGAGGGAGAGAGAAGAUGGGUAGUAAGGGUUGGCUUCAGAAAUCACAGUGGGCGCUGGGCAUGGUGUUUGUAGAGGUGGCGCUGACGGGGCUGCAACUGUUGUCGCGUGUGAUACUGAGUCAAGGGUCUUUCGUUUUUGCUGUGAUUGCUUACAGGCAUUUGGUUGCAGCCAUUUUCGUUGCUCCAUUUGCCUUCUUCAUGGAGAAAGGUAUGGAAAGAAGGAUCAGUUGGGCUGCUUCGUUUUGGAUUUUCACCAACGCCUUAUGCGGGGUGACAAUUGGAAUGGGGUUGUACUACUAUGGGCUGGCAGCUACCUCGGCCACAUAUAGCGUUAGUUUCCUCAAUAUGGCUCCUAUCGUCACCUUCGCCAUGUCUGUGACAGCUGGGAUAGAGAAAUUGGGAUUGAGAAGCAAAGAAGGGAGGUUGAAGAUAGGAGGAGUGAUACUUUGUGUUGGUGGAGCAUUAGUUUUCAGUCUUUACAAGGGAAAGACAUUUCACAUUCGCCCAUCUCUUUCCCAGAACCACCCCAUCAUCAAAGCUUACAGCAACAGUUGGGCUCGUGGUUCACUCAUGCUCCUUGGCAGUUUGUUGAGCGUCUCUUUUUGGUAUGUAUUACAGGUAAGACUGUUCAAAGUAUACCCCUCAAAAUAUUGGGCAACAACGCUAACUUGCGCUGUAGGGUGCUUGCAAUCGACUGUGGUAGGAUUGUUGAUAAAUAGAAGCAAGGCUGCAUGGGAGUUAAGAUGGAAUUUGGAGCUACUUACAAUAAUUUACUCGGGAGCACUGGGCACAGGUGCCAAGUUCUGCAUUGUCUCCUGGGUAAUUACCAAUCAGGGACCAACUUAUCCCCCCAUGUUCGGUCCGUUAUGCCUCAUCUUUGUGGCUUUCUCUGAGUUCCUUUUCUUCGGCCAGGCUAUUAGUAUUGGGACGUUAAUUGGCAUGUUUAUGAUUAUAGUUGGGCUCUAUGCUUUUCUAUGGGGAAGGAUAAAGGAGGCCAAAAAGCUCAUACCAAAAACAACAAAUGGAGGAGACAUGGAGACGGGCUCUGAAUCAACAAAUGGAGGAGACAUCUUCUGAAAUUGAGGGAAAGUGAUUUAUCAUAGCUAGUACACAUGAGAAGGCCUGAUUGAGCUUUAUAUAUGUGCUCUAGAUGCUAAGGUUUGAGAACUAGUUCUGGGUCGUCAGAAAAUACUUCACUUCAAAUUUUGAUGUUUCUGAUUCUGUUAAUUAGUUGACACGUAGGAAAGCCUGCUUUACUCACAAUCAAGCAUUAAUUAUGUAGUUUUGCUAAACAAAAACAUUAGUUGUGUUAUGUAGCAUUGAACCCAUUAAACCCAUAUAACCAAAGAGUUCAUAUCUAGCAA